GACUGGACACAGUGCUGAGGCCCUGGCCUUCCUCCCCAGCUGGGCUCUCUGGAGUUUUCCGAUGGACUGUGCCUACGGUCCCGUUCCUCCUUGUGUCUUCGUGAGGGACGAUGACCGGCUGCCCAGAACGGCCCCGCUUUUAGCACGGACAGUCCUGUGUUCCAGGAAAUGCCUUGGCACCUGGACAAUUGGUCACCCCACCUCUAACAGCAGCCCAGCUUGUCUGAAUGGCCUUUAGGGAAAUGCAGCGCCCUGGGCCCAGGAAGACAUGGCAAGCUCUGGGCCGAGAGUCUGGGCCGCGCUUGCUGAAGGCUUGCUCCCCCCCUCCCACAGGCUUCGUCCCCUACCUGAGCUGCGAGGGCACCUCCAGCGAGGACCACAUGUCCCGCUGCCUGCAGGCCUUCCGGGAGAAAACACAGCGCUACAAGGACCAGCAGAAGGAAUUCUGCCACGCGGUGGCCAUUGCCCCCAAACUGAAGCCCAUCUGCCGGGAGGAGACGGUCCUGCGGGCGCUGCACCAGUACUACCAGGAGCACCACCCCCUGCUUCUGGGUACUGGCUCCCCGAAGGCAGCCCCCUUCACCCCUGGGGCCCAACUGCAGGGCCUGGCAGGCCCACGGAGCUGCCUCCGAGCGCUCCAAAUGCAGCGCAGCCCAAAGCCCCAGGCGGCAGUGAAAAUGGCAAGGCCCAGAUUCUUAAAAUGAGAAACACCCAUUUCCGGGGGAGACAGGUGCAGGUCUGGGGACAGGGUGCUGGGCACCAGGAGCCCCUGAGUG
This is a messenger RNA of Myotis brandtii (Brandt's bat), 776 nucleotides long. RefSeq lists its product as uncharacterized. The record is from RefSeq and is a predicted model, not a curated record. The transcript has a single exon. Lineage: Eukaryota; Metazoa; Chordata; Mammalia; Chiroptera; Vespertilionidae. Bases 228 to 704 code for a protein of 158 amino acids.